UAUUUCUGUUACAAGAUAUUUAAUACUGCUCGCUGUGACCAUGGUGGGAGCGAUGGUGCUCUGCACCGUGUUCAAGGAGGAGGUGCAGCUGCCAUGGUGGGGGCUUCUCUUCGCCUGCGCCAUCGCCUUCGUCCUCACGCUCCCGAUCAGUGUCAUCACCGCCACCACAAACACGCCGGGGAGUCCGAUAGCAAACGUGUGCUUCAAGGUCUACGGCUACAUGAGCAUGAACCAGUCCGUCUCCUUCCUUCAAGACUUAAAGCUUGGCCAUUACAUGAAGAUCCCGCCGAGAUCCAUGUCCCUAGUUCAGUUCAUCGGCCGGCACGGUUGUCGCGUCAACGGUGAACACGAUAGUGGCGUGGUGGCUGCUGACGAUGGUGCCGCACAUCUGCGAGAAGAACCUCCUCCGGAGGGCAGCCCGUGGACGUGCUCCGGCGACCACGUCUUCUUCGACGCAUCUGUGAUCUGGGGCCUGGUCGGCCCGCGCCGCAUCUUCGGGCUGCUCGGCUACUACAAUGCGCUCAACUGGUUCUUCCUCGGCGGCCUGAUCGGCCCGGUGAUCGUGUGGCUCCUGGCCAGCGCGCUGCCCGGGCACGCCUGGUGGAUCAGGCUCGUCAACCUGCCGGUGCUCCUCGGGGCCACGGGGAAUCGGGGAUCAUGCCUCCGGCGUCGGCGCUCAACUACACGGCGUGGUGCUUCGUGGGCACGGUGUUCAACUUCUUCGUGUUCCGGUACCACGAGGGGUGGUGGAAGCGGUACAACUACGUGCUGUCGGCGGCCAUUGGUCAUCUACUUCGCGCUGUCCAUGGGCGGAGACCAGCUCGACUGGUAG
Molecule: messenger RNA, 832 nt
Organism: Phragmites australis (common reed)
Lineage: Eukaryota; Viridiplantae; Streptophyta; Magnoliopsida; Poales; Poaceae
Product: oligopeptide transporter 4-like
Exons: 3
Coding region: 41-832 (263 amino acids)
Biological process (GO): transmembrane transport
Molecular function (GO): growth factor activity; oligopeptide transmembrane transporter activity
Source: RefSeq, a predicted model, not a curated record